Molecule: messenger RNA, 775 nt
Organism: Poecile atricapillus (Black-capped chickadee)
Lineage: Eukaryota; Metazoa; Chordata; Aves; Passeriformes; Paridae
Gene: COMMD1
Product: copper metabolism domain containing 1
Exons: 3
Coding region: 16-726 (236 amino acids)
Biological process (GO): positive regulation of protein ubiquitination; regulation of proteasomal ubiquitin-dependent protein catabolic process; negative regulation of sodium ion transmembrane transport
Cellular component (GO): endosome
Source: RefSeq, a predicted model, not a curated record
CACGUGAGUAGUGAAAUGGAGUAUUUUCCGUGCCGAACAGUUGAAAAUUCGGAGGUUUACUGUACCCGCUCCGGAGCGCGGAGCUUGCCUGGGGAGCGUUCUGGCCCCGCGCGGCCGCCGUACCCCGGGCACGCCCUGCCCGCCAUGGCGGCGCCCGAGCCGCCGCCGCCGCCCGAGAGCUGCAGGCCGCUGAGCGCGCUGCUGAGCGGCAUCGCCCAGGCCGCCUUCCACGGCAACGCCGGCAUCACCGAGGAGCUGCUGCGCGCUCAGCUCUACCCCGAGGCGCCGCCGGAGGAGUUCCGCGCUCUGCGGGCCAAGAUGGGCGGCCUCCUCCAGUCAAUUGCUUCAGCAGACAUGGAUUCGAAUCAGCUGGAAGCUUUCCUCACUGCCCAAACCAAAAAACAAGGUGGCAUCACAUCAGAUCAGGCUGCAGUCAUUGCAAAAUUUUGGAAGAACCACCGGACUCAAAUCCACGAGAGCCUGAUCAAUCAGAGCCGCUGGGAUAAUGUCUUGAAAAGCAUGAACUGGCGAGUGGACCUGAAGUCACAGUUGAGGCACAUUGAUCAGAUGAACACUCCUGUUGCAAUAGUUGAAAUGGAACUGGGAAAAAACGGGCAGGAAUCGGAGUUUCUCUGCCUGGAGUUUGAUGAGGCCAAGGUGAGCCAGAUGCUGAAGAAACUGUCAGAAAUAGAGGAGAGUAUGACUUUGCUGACUCAGACUACUUAAAUAAAGAGAUUGCAACUUACAAAAAAAUGACCUUUGGUACCUUUUCAUA